This is a messenger RNA of Hippopotamus amphibius kiboko, 1869 nucleotides long. RefSeq names its product gamma-aminobutyric acid type A receptor subunit delta (gene GABRD). Bases 118 to 1452 code for a protein of 444 amino acids. The record is from RefSeq and is a predicted model, not a curated record. Gene Ontology annotation, cellular component: synapse; GABA-A receptor complex; membrane. Gene Ontology annotation, molecular function: neurotransmitter receptor activity; GABA-A receptor activity; extracellular ligand-gated monoatomic ion channel activity. Gene Ontology annotation, biological process: chemical synaptic transmission; nervous system process; signal transduction. The transcript has 9 exons. NCBI's taxonomy places the organism in Eukaryota, Metazoa, Chordata, Mammalia, Artiodactyla, Hippopotamidae.
CCCCGCGCCCGCGCCGCGCGCCCUCCCGCGCCCGCCGCCCGUGCCUCCCCCGCGGCCGCCGGCGGAGCAACUUCUCGAGCGCCCGCGGCCGGCCGGGUCCCGGCGCCGCCCGCGGCCAUGGACGCGCCGGCCUGGCUGCUGCCCCCGCUCCUGCUGCUCUGCGCGCAGCAGCACCGCGGCACCAGAGCAAUGAAUGACAUUGGCGACUAUGUCGGCUCCAACCUGGAAAUAUCCUGGCUCCCCAACCUGGACGGCUUGAUAGAGGGCUAUGCCCGCAACUUCCGGCCCGGCAUUGGAGGCCCCCCUGUGAACGUGGCACUCGCCAUCGAGGUGGCCAGCAUCGACCACAUCUCGGAGGUGAACAUGGAGUACACCAUGACGGUGUUUCUGCACCAGAGCUGGCGCGACAGCAGGCUGUCCUACAACCACACCAACGAGACUCUGGGCCUGGACAGCCGCUUCGUGGACAAGCUGUGGCUCCCGGACACCUUCAUUGUGAACGCCAAGUCCGCUUGGUUCCACGACGUGACCGUGGAGAACAAGCUCAUCCGGCUGCAGCCGGACGGGGUGAUUCUCUACAGCAUCCGCAUCACCUCCACGGUGGCCUGCGACAUGGACCUGGCCAAGUACCCCCUGGAUGAGCAGGAGUGCAUGUUGCACCUGGAGAGCUAUGGCUACUCGUCCGAGGACAUCGUCUACUACUGGUCCGAAAACCAGGAGCAGAUCCACGGGCUGGACAAGCUGCAGCUGGCGCAGUUCACCAUCACCAGCUACCACUUCGCCACGGAGCUGACGAACUUCAAAUUGGCCGGCCAGUUCCCACGGCUCAGCCUGCACUUCCACCUGCGGAGGAACCGGGGCGUCUACAUCAUCCAGUCCUACAUGCCCUCCGUGCUCCUGGUCGCCAUGUCCUGGGUCUCCUUCUGGAUCAGUCAGGCAGCGGUGCCCGCCAGGGUGUCUCUAGGCAUCACCACAGUGCUGACCAUGACCACGCUGAUGGUGAGCGCCCGCUCCUCCCUGCCGCGGGCCUCGGCCAUCAAGGCGCUGGACGUGUACUUCUGGAUCUGCUACGUCUUUGUGUUCGCCGCCCUGGUGGAGUACGCCUUCGCCCACUUCAACGCCGACUACCGGAAGAAGCAAAAGGCCAAGGUCAAGGUCAAGGAGCAGAAGGCUGAGAUGGACGUGAAGAAUGCCAUCGUGCUCUUCUCCCUCUCGGCCGCGGGCGUCACCCAGGAGCUGGCUGUGUCCCGCCGGCAGUGCCGCGUGCCUGGGAACCUCAUGGGCUCCUACAGGUCGGUGGAGGUGGAGACGGAGAAGCAGGGGGGCCGGCGGGGGCUCCGUGCGCUUUUCAAGCCCAUCGACGCGGACACCAUUGACAUCUACGCCCGCGCUGUGUUCCCUGCGGCCUUCGCCGCCGUCAACGUCAUCUACUGGGCCGCCUACACCAUGUGAGGCCCACGGUGGGCCUCGCGGGUCCUGCGCCCAGGACCUCCCUGGAGAAGGACCCCUGGGGGACUCUGCGUGUUUCAGAGUGGGGAGGACCACGGACCACAGGAAAGAAGAGGAAAGCCUUGGCCUCGCUCAGCAUCCCCAGGCUCUGUUCCCACCCUCCCCCGGGCCCCUGGUCUGCAGAAGACGGCCCGGCCUCCUCUCCAGCCGCCUGACCCAGGAGCCAGGCAGGCACGGGGCCCCCGGGGAGCUUUGCAUCUGACUUGGAAAAGGAUCCUGAUUCUGGACUUGGCUCUGUGGGUUUGGACCAGGGAAGGGGAGGAGACCGGACGUGGACGGUGCUCAUCGUCUCGGUGAGGAGGUGGGAAGGGCGUUAGUGGUCUUUGGCCCCAGCAUGAAAUAAAACAGAGCCUUUGGCCA